AUGCCCAAGUUUGUUCCCCGCCAAAGGAAGCAGCGGCACCGGCAACAGGCCGCUGCUGAUACUACAGCCGACACCAAUGCGGCGGAGGUCCAGCCUCUCUCCAAAACCGAGAGAGAAGCCAGGAAGGAGAAACUUCGGGAAGAAUUGAGGGCGCAACACACGAAAAUAUCCGCUAAAAAGCAGAAGCGCUUGGACAAAUACAUUGAAAACAAACUUAAGAAAGAAGAAAACACAGCGCUACUGAAGAAACUCGCACAGUCGAAACUCGAAGUCACCGGUUUACAGAAGUCUAAGGAGAUUGGAAAGCGUAAGAGGGAGGAUGAUGAGCCCAGACACACAGCAGAGGCCGUUGAAGAACGCAAUGCGCCGGGAUUCUCUAGUGACGAGUCGGACGAUGAUUUACCGCGGACGGGAGCGGACACGAUUGAGAAGGCACCAGAACAGAAACAGGGGGCGCCGAAUGUGAUGAAUGGUAUUGGCUUAAAACGUCCUCUCGAACUUGGUCCGGACGGGUUUCCAAUUCUCAAAAAGCGAAAGCGGGCACCGAAGGCUGCGCCUAAAGCUCCGUUAAAUGAGGUUCCGUGGGAGGGAUUCUCGGAUGACGAGGAUAAGAAUGAAGAGGCCGGACCUGGAAAUGAAGCAGAAAGCGAGAAGGAAGAAGGCUCGGAAGAUUUAGAGGGUGACAACAACGAUGACGACAGUGAUGAUGACGACGAUGAUGAGGAAGAUGACGCAGAUGAAGAUGAAGAUGAAGAAGAUGAAGAAGAAGAAAAAGAUGAUGAUGAUGAGGACGAGGAUGACGAGGACGAAGAUGAGAGCACCGACGGGCGCAUCAAACCUCGACAAUCAGCCUUCAAAUCAUGGGCCAGGCAGCAAAUCAACGAAGCAGUAGGCUUCAAACCCACAUCCGGCCCAAUAACCUCAGAGCCACAAGUCAUCCCCAAAUCCGCUAUACCAGUGAGAGCCGUGGAAGAGGAACCUCUACCUCUAGAACUGCAAGUGACAAAGGGCAACCCGUAUCGAAAAGCCUUCAGUGUCCAGGUCGAUCGUCCCGAGGAAGUCCAAGAGGCUCGCCUCAAGCUUCCAGUUGUGGGCGAAGAACAGAAGAUUAUGGAAGCCAUUCAUAACAACUCCGCCAUCGUAAUUUGGGGAGCCACUGGUAGCGGUAAAACCACGCAACUCCCGCAGUUCCUGUUCGAAUCUGGCUACGGAAACCCCGAGAGUGGAAACCCAGGCAUGAUUGGAGUCACGCAGCCCCGUCGAGUCGCUGCAGUCAGUAUGGCGAAGCGUGUGGGUGAUGAACUGGGCCAGUUCUCGUCUCAAGUAUCCUACCAGAUUCGUUUUGAGAGCACCGCUACCAGCAAAACAGCCAUCAAGUUCAUGACAGACGGUAUCCUAAUCCGCGAAAUUGCCGAGGACUUCUCUCUCAGCAAGUACUCGAUCAUCGUGAUUGACGAAGCCCACGAGCGCAGCGUCAACACAGAUAUCCUGAUCGGCAUGGUCAGCCGUAUUGUCGACCUGCGCAAAGCUAUGAGCGCGGAAGACCCGUCAGUCAGACCUCUAAAGCUCGUGAUCAUGUCUGCCACCCUGCGCAUCUCCGACUUCACGCAAAAUGCCAGCCUGUUCCGUCAAGGACCACCGCCUCUCGUCCAGGCCGAGGGUCGCCAGUACCCCGUCACAAUCCACUUUUCCCGACGGACACAUCGCGACUACGUCGAAGAAGCCUUUAGAAAGGUCUCCAGGGGCCACCGCAAGCUUCCCUCAGGAGCAAUCCUUGUGUUCCUGACCGGCCAAACCGAGAUCAGACAGCUCUCCAAGCGGUUGAAGCAGGCCUUCAAACCGACACAGCGGGGAGAAGUGACUCAAGCCAAGGUUCAGAUAUCUGCAAAUGAAGCACCAUUAGAGGCAGAGGAUCUCGAAAUUGGCGAAACCGAUAUCUCCAAUACUGCUGUUGACGCCUAUGACGAUGACGACAGUGACCUCGAGAUUACGGGUCUUGAUGACCCCGAGGAGGAUGAGGAAUUCAAUGUAGGCGAGGAAGGUGAGGAAGCCAUGGAUUCAUCUACAAAGGUCCACGUUUUACCACUAUACUCGCAACUUCCCACGAAAGAACAACUCCGCGUUUUUGAACCGCCACCCGCGGGAUCGCGACUUAUCGUGCUAGCAACCAACGUUGCGGAAACUUCUCUUACGAUUCCAGGUGUCCGGUAUGUCUUCGACUGCGGUCGCGCCAAAGAGAAACAGUAUGACCUGGAAACGGGUGUACAAAAGUUCCAGAUCGACUGGAUUAGCAAGGCCAGUGCGAACCAGCGUGCCGGUCGUGCCGGUCGAACAGGGCCUGGUCAUUGCUACAGACUGUACUCGUCGGCUAUCUACGAAGGCGAGUUCGGCGAGUACACGGACCCGGAGAUCCUGCGGACACCUAUUGAGGGUGUUGUCCUUCAGAUGAAGAGUAUGGGUCUGCACAAUGUAAUCAACUUCCCCUUCCCCACACCACCCAGUCGCCAGGGCCUCGCAAAGGCCGAGAAGCUCUUGAAGAACCUGGGCGCGCUCAGUGCCGAUGGCAAGAUCACACCUAUAGGAAAUAGUCUCUCCACAUAUCCUCUCUCUCCCCGAUUUGGCAAGAUGGUCUACGUCGGUCACCAGCACGGCUGUAUGCCCUACGUCAUUGCUCUCGUGUCCGCUCUAGCAGUGGGAGACCUUUUUGUGCCUGAAAACCAGAUCGACUCCGUUCCCGGCAAGGAAGACAAUGACCGCGACAGAGGCAUCUAUAAAAACUCCGACAGGCUAGAAGACACAGCGCGCGAGAAGCGACACAAGGACUACGCGCGCGCGCACCGCCUCUUCAGCAAACACGACGACAACUCCGACGCCCUCAAAUACCUCUCCGCGAUUUGCGCCUACGGCUAUGCCCCUACCACAGGCGCGGACGACUUCUGCGACAAGAUGUUCCUGCGCGCCAAGGCCCUCAAGGAAGCUACUCAGCUUCGGCGGCAGUUAACGGACAUUGUGCGCACCAACAACCCAGGCCUUCUUGAAGCCUACCAGGCGCGGUUACCAGAGCCCUCCGAGAAACAAGUCAAGGCACUCAAGCAGAUUGUCACAGCAGGCUUCAUCGACAACGUCGCUAUCCGCGCUGAUCUCGCUCCUAUCCCGCCGGAGAUGGCUCGCACUCCCAAGCGUGCCAUCGACGUGCCCUACCUCACGCUCUUCCGCUCGCGCGACGCCCCUGUAAGCACGAACAACAUCAACGAAAAGGCUGUCUUCGUACACCCGACAUCCGUCCUGGCGAAGCUCUCACCCAAGGAAAUGCCGCAGUAUAUCAUCUACUCGCAUCUCCAACAGUCCGUGCCCUCGGUUGUGGCGGGCGAUGUGCCGAAGAUCAGGAUGUACCCACUUGUCACACCGAGUGGGCUGCAGCUGUCGGCGCUGGCGCAUGGCACGCCGCUAAUUGAGUACGGGAAGCCGAUUGGCAAGAUUGAGUCGUUGGGUGGUGCGCCGGAGAGACGGGCUUGCUUUGUGAUUCCGUCGUUGAUAGGCGAGAUCGGGACCACGGGGUGGCCGUUGCCUGCGAAGAAGGUGAUCCAGAGGAAGGAUGCCAAGGAGGGGUGGGUGAUUGAAAAGUUUACUACAUAG
Molecule: messenger RNA, 3636 nt
Organism: Aspergillus mulundensis
Lineage: Eukaryota; Fungi; Ascomycota; Eurotiomycetes; Eurotiales; Aspergillaceae
Product: ATP-dependent RNA helicase ECM16
Exons: 2
Coding region: 1-3636 (1211 amino acids)
Biological process (GO): maturation of SSU-rRNA from tricistronic rRNA transcript (SSU-rRNA, 5.8S rRNA, LSU-rRNA)
Cellular component (GO): intracellular anatomical structure; nucleolus
Molecular function (GO): RNA binding; ATP binding
Source: RefSeq, a predicted model, not a curated record